AUGCAAAUAAUGAAGAUGGGACCAUUUAUCACAUUCAUUGUCGAAGAGUUAUUCAAAACAGACACUUUCCGCAUAAGUUACAUUCAGCUCGAUCCACUGCGAUAUUUUCCGAAACUGGAAGUGUAUGAUAUCGCGGAACAGCAGUAUAUCGAAAUUUAUCUUGGAAAUUUAAUACCGGGCCGAGAUUAUAAUGUUUCCAUAACACCCCAAAUGAAGGAUGUUGAAGGCCGACCCUGGAAGGCUAUCCUUACAACAAGUUCGUUUAGUGUGUAA
Messenger RNA from Gongylonema pulchrum, 273 nucleotides. The record is from the annotation of a GenBank genome assembly. Lineage: Eukaryota; Metazoa; Nematoda; Chromadorea; Rhabditida; Gongylonematidae.